AUGUCUGAUGACCUCACCCUGCAGAGACAGAAAACCACAGACUCUGAUGACCGCACCCUGCAGAGACCGAAAACCACAGACUCUGAUGACCUCACCCUGCAGAGACCGAAAACCACAGACUCUGAUGACCUCACCCUGCAGAGACAGAAAACCACAGACUCUGAUGACCGCACCCUGCAGAGACAGAAAACCACAGACUCUGAUGACCUCACCCUGCAGAGACCGAAAACCACAGACUCUGAUGACCGCACCCUGCAGAGACCGAAAACCACAGACUCUGAUGACCGCACCCUGCAGAGACCGAAAACCACAGACUCUGAUGACCGCACCCUGCAGAGACCGAAAACCACAGACUCUGAUGACCGCACCCUGCAGAGACCGAAAACCACAGACUCUGAUGACCGCACCCUGCAGAGACCGAAAACCACAGACUCUGAUGACUGCACCCUGCAGAGACCGAAAACCACAGACUCUGAUGACCGCACCCUGCAGAGACCGAAAACCACAGACUCUAAUGACCGCACCCUGCAGAGACCGAAAACCACAGACUCUGAUGACCGCACCCUGCAGAGACCGAAAACCACAGACUCUGAUGAUCGCACACUGCAGAGACUGAAAACCACAGACUCUGAUGACCUCACCCUGCAGAGACCGAAAACUACAGACUCUGAUGGCCGCACCCUGCAGAGACCGAAAACCACAGACUCUGAUGACCGCACCCUGCAGAGACCGAAAACCACAGACUCUGAUGACCGCACCCUGCAGAGACAGAAAACCACAGACUCUGAUGACCGCACCCUGCAGAGACAGAAAACCACAGACUCUGAUGACCGCACCCUGCAGAGACAGAAAACCACAGACUCUGAUGACCGCACCCUGCAGAGACCGAAAACCACAGACUCUGAUGACCGCACCCUGCAGAGACCGAAAACCACAGACUCUGAUGACCUCACCCUGCAGAGACCGAAAACCACAGACUCUGAUGACCUCACCCUGCCGAGACCGAAAACCACAGACUCUGAUGACCUCACCCUGCAGAGACCGAAAACCACAGACUCUGAUGACCGCACCCUGCAGAGACAGAAAACCACAGACUCUGAUGACCGCACCCUGCAGAGACAGAAAACCACAGACUCUGAUGACCGCACCCUGCAGAGACAGAAAACCACAGACUCUGAUGACCGCACCCUGCAGAGACCGAAAACCACAGACUCUGAUGACCGCACCCUGCAGAGACCGAAAACCACAGACUCUGAUGACCGCACCCUGCAGAGACCGAAAACCACAGACUCUGAUGACCGCACCCUGCAGAGACCGAAAACCACAGACUCUGAUGACCGCACCCUGCAGAGACCGAAAACCACAGACUCUGAUGACCUCACCCUGCAGAGACCGAAAACCACAGACUCUGAUGACCUCACCCUGCCGAGACCGAAAACCACAGACUCUGAUGACCUCACCCUGCAGAGACCGAAAACCACAGACUCUGAUGACCUCACCCUGCAGAGACAGAAAACCACAGACUCUGAUGACCGCACCCUGCAGAGACAGAAAACCACAGACUCUGAUGACCGCACCCUGCAGAGACAGAAAACCACAGACUCUGAUGACCGCACCCUGCAGAGACAGAAAACCACAGACUCUGAUGACCGCACCCUGCAGAGACCGAAAACCACAGACUCUGAUGACCGCACCCUGCAGAGACCGAAAACCACAGACUCUGAUGACCGCACCCUGCAGAGACCGAAAACCACAGACUCUGAUGACCGCACCCUGCAGAGACCGAAAACCACAGACUCUGAUGACCGCACCCUGCAGAGACCGAAAACCACAGACUCUGAUGACCGCACCCUGCAGAGACCGAAAACCACAGACUCUGAUGAUCGCACACUGCAGAGACCGAAAACCACAGACUCUGAUGACCGCACCCUGCAGAGACCGAAAACCACAGACUCUGAUGACCGCACCCUGCAGAGACCGAAAACCACAGACUCUGAUGAUCGCACACUGCAGAGACUGAAAACCACAGACUCUGAUGACCUCACCCUGCAGAGACCGAAAACCACAGACUCUGAUGACCGCCCCCUGCAGAGACCGAAAACUACAGACUCUGAUGACCGCACGAUGCAGAGACCGAAAACCACAGACUCUGAUGACCGCACCAUGCAGAGACCGAAAACCACAGACUCUGAUGACUGCACGAUGCAGAGACCGAAAACCACAGACUCUGAUGACCUCACCCUGCAGAGACCGAAAACCACAGACUCUGAUGAUCGCACCCUGCAGAGACCGAAAACCACAGACUCUGAUGACCGCACCCUGCAGAGACCGAAAACCACAGACUCUGAUGACCGCACCCUGCAGAGACCGAAAACCGCAGCGUGA
This is a messenger RNA of Knipowitschia caucasica, 2385 nucleotides long. The record is from the annotation of a GenBank genome assembly. Lineage: Eukaryota; Metazoa; Chordata; Actinopteri; Gobiiformes; Gobiidae.